Babesia sp. Xinjiang is the source of this 1647-nucleotide messenger RNA. RefSeq lists its product as uncharacterized. Lineage: Eukaryota; Apicomplexa; Aconoidasida; Piroplasmida; Babesiidae. Bases 1 to 1647 code for a protein of 548 amino acids. The transcript has a single exon. The record is from RefSeq and is a predicted model, not a curated record.
AUGCUGCCAGAGAAACCAUCAUUACAAUCCCUGACAUGCUCAAUAUCCAAAACAUCAAUCACUCCGUUAUCCACACCAAGGAGAUAUAACAUUACCCAUACACAGGGGAAAACACUCUCCAUAGAUUCUUUGGAUGGAUUGAAAUUUGUUAGCGACCUAUCAUGUGGAUAUACAGCAUCAUCGAGCCCAAGGAGUACGCCAAUAGCUACGUCAAGAAGUAUUAAUUCAACAUCGCUACACGCAACACCCCUAUCAGCCCAUACAGAAGAAACCGAACAACCUGCUGUCAAAAAUACAUGGGAAGGGGCGAAUUCACAAAGCGCUAUAGAACAUUUCACACAAAUAGCUAAUGACAAUGAGGCGAACCAAAAUGGAGAAAAUGAAGGGCUAGAAGGAAGGGCUGCAGGGCUAACUAAAUCAUCAGGGUUACGACAAUUUGUACGGGGAAGCCUUGGCGCAAGGAAACAACUCUUAUUGGAUGGUUCAGGAACUUCAAUAUUGACAGAACCACGUAAAAGACGGUUGUCAAGAAGAGGCAAUGCGAAAAGGGACGCUACAGCGUCUACGGCAACCCUCAAUGCACCAUGCAACGGUGUAAUGCCCUUCUGGUUAUCGGCACCCAAGGAUCUAAAGGAUAUUGGGAACUAUGUAAAAACUAUAUGCUCAAGAAUAUCAAAUAUAGAAAAAAAUAUAAGGAACUUUGAAGCAGAAAGACAAUCGUUGCUAAAUGCACUUUAUCAGUUGAACCUGCAACAAGUACAGACAUUAUUCCCCAAUACAUGGACUAACAGCCAGGAGAGUACAACAAAAUCACAAUCGCCAAAGUCAAACGAUGAUAGUACAAAGAAUACUCCUGAAAAGAACGACGAUGUAGCAGAAUAUACGGCAAACAAUCAGACAACCGACAGUGAAACGGGGACUGUAACAUAUCAACCACAAACACCUAUACAAGAUAAUCAGAUACAAGAUGCUGUUGGACAGCAUUACCAGAUAUCACCAAGGGUAUCUAGUGAUACACCUCAUCCUACAAUACUCUCACAUCCGGAAAAUUCGGUAGCAGAGAGCAAUACAGAUAAUAUAACAGCAACAUCAAACGAAAAUCAUGAAAAUGAUAAUCUAGAGGUCAUAGUUAUCGAUGAUGAUGACGAAGAAAAUAAACCUCUAAUGCCACAGUCAUCGGCCCAUACAGCGGAUUCUGGAACCUCAAGAGACGACUUUUCACAACAGCUGCUACAAGAUUGCAAAAGAAAAACUAGCCAAUUCGAUUCGGACAUAGAAUUAAUAGCAAGUAAACAAGUAGAACGUAAUGUUCCAGAUUACAACCAACAGAGGCUCACGGAAACUGAUAAGGAAUUUCGUUUGUGGACAUCGUGCUGGUUACAAAAUGACAAUCAACCGGAAGAUACACCCAGUCCAAUACAAUUGAGGCGCUCUGUUAGUGGACCUAAAACACGCUCUAACGAACAAAGGCAGUCAGUCACUGCAACAGGAGACGAUACAAGGACGGACUCACCUGCACAACAGAUACAGGAACCAUCAUUGGACCCUUUAAAACGUUAUUGGGACCUAGAAUUCAAUACAAUGUCACAACAAAACCUUCUAAAAUGGGUAAGAUUCUUCGGAGUUAAGGUAAGUCAAUAUUCAUGA